This is a messenger RNA of Nylanderia fulva, 2275 nucleotides long. RefSeq names its product ubiquinone biosynthesis protein COQ8, mitochondrial (gene Coq8). Lineage: Eukaryota; Metazoa; Arthropoda; Insecta; Hymenoptera; Formicidae. The record is from RefSeq and is a predicted model, not a curated record. Gene Ontology annotation, biological process: ubiquinone biosynthetic process.
CUGUGGACAGGUGACAUAACCGUGACAUGAUGUACAGGACAAGAAGUUACAGUUUUAUUUAUAGGAAAAUUAUUUUUAUAUCUAUAUAAUAGUUUAUAUCUUUAUAUAUUUCGUUAUAUUAUGAAAUAUUGAAUGUUUCUGCUAUUUAUAUUGUGAAGAAGACAAUUUCUACGCCUCUGUCAAUUAAUUAUAUUUUAUAGAAAUGCCUCGGUCAAAAGUUUCCGAUUUACUUGGUAUACUUAAGGGAGCUCAAAGUGUGACGAAUGCUCUGAUAAAACACCAAGAGGACGCAAUCAAGUAUACAGUCACACAUUUCAGUUUAAAAAAUCUACCUGAACAGUACAUUCAAGCGGUGAGAAAAAGAUUGAGCGACAUAGAACCAAGUAAGGUUUCUGAACAAGUAGUGAAAGACUUGAAGGAAGUAACCGAACGCGCGAGUGUGGUUGAAGAAGGUAUCAGACAGUACAUCAAGAUAAUAGCCAGUCAAAGCUUGGGUGUGAAAAAUGAUGCUUACUCUCCCAAGAAGGAGACAAAAUUAUAUGUAUAUAAUGCUGCCAAGGACCCAAAAGAAAAGACUAUCGUUAAGGAUGUGGCUUCACCAAGAUACAACAGCAGCGAAUUUACAACCGAGAAGACUUCUGGAGGGAUACAAAAUAAUACAGCAAGAAAAUAUAUGACUGUGAAAGAAAAGAUCGAGACCAUAGCUUCAGAUAAAGAAAUACCUCAAAUAGAACUCUCUGAUAAGGAUAAAGAAAUUUUGAGGAAAUUAGAAUUGGAGCACGAGAAGAAUAUUAGAAAUAAGGAUGCUAGUUCUAUUUUUACCUCUACGAAUCAGCUGAAAACAUCAGAAAAGGAAUGUGUGCAUCAAGCGCAAAUAGAACCUAAGGAAAAACUAAAAGCUAAAUUAUCAGUCAAAUCAAAACAACUUCUGUCACCUACUGCCAGAGAAAGGAAAGUUCCUGCUACAAGAUUGCAAAGAAUGGUAAGCUUUGGCACCCUAGGUCUUGGACUUGGUGUUGGGACUGUUGCAGAAUAUACAAGAAGGACAUUAGGAUUGAAUGAGCAAAGUAUUGGAGAUACACUUGAUAGCAUGUUUCUAACUAAAGCUAAUGCGGAAAGAAUAGUUUCAACAUUGUGCAAAGUGAGAGGUGCAGCUUUAAAAAUUGGUCAAAUCCUGAGCAUCCAAGAUAAUACUAUAAUAAGUCCAGAAUUGCAAAAGAUCUUUGAAAGAGUCAGACAAAGUGCUGAUUUCAUGCCAACCUGGCAAGUAGAGAAAGUAAUAGCUAGCGAACUUGGACACGAUUGGAGAAAUAAACUGGCAUUCUUUGAGGAGAAACCAUUUGCAGCAGCAUCUAUCGGGCAAGUGCAUCAUGGUAGAUUGUUGAAUAAGCAGGAUGUAGCAAUAAAGAUUCAGUAUCCAGGUGUGGCUAAAGGUAUUCAAAGUGACAUUGAGAAUUUAGUAGGCAUAAUGAAGAUUUGGAAUAUGUUUCCAGAAGGAAUGUUUAUAGAUAAUGUGGUGGAAGUUGCGAAACGGGAGCUUGCAUGGGAAGUGGAUUAUAUAAGGGAAGCGGAAUGUACAAGGAAAUAUAAGGAAUUAAUGGCGCCUUAUCCAGAUUAUUAUGUGCCUACAGUAAUAGAUGCUCUCUCUACGAACCAAGUAUUCACAACAGAAAUGAUAGAAGGUAUACCUGUUGAUAAAUGUGUAGAUAUGGAUGUCAAGAUCAGAGAACACAUAAGCGAACUGAUUAUGCGACUCAGUCUAAAGGAAUUAUUUGAAUUUCGAUUUAUGCAGACUGAUCCAAAUUGGUCCAACUUCUUCUACAAUAUUGAUACAAAACAGUUAAUUUUAUUGGAUUUUGGGGCAUGCAGGACGUACGAAAAAGCAUUUAUGGACAAAUAUAUCGAAGUUAUUAACGCUGCGAGUGAAGGGAAUCGCGAUAAGGUCCUGCAGUUGUCUCGAGAUAUGAAAUUUCUAACUGGAUACGAAUCUAAGAUUAUGGAAAAUGCUCACGUGGAUGCUGUCAUGAUCCUUGGACAAGUGUUUGACAAUAAUCACGAGUAUUACGAUUUUGGGGGCCAAGAUGUGACAAGACGGAUUCAAGCUUUAGUACCAACUAUAAUAAAUCACAGAUUGUGUCCACCACCCGAGGAGAUAUAUAGUUUGCACAGAAAAUUGUCAGGAAUAUUUUUGCUAUGUGCAAAACUGGGAGUUAAAAUCAAGUGUCGCGAUAUGUUUCGAAAGAUUUAUGCUAAUUAUAAGUUUGGUUGAUACAUA